Messenger RNA from Aspergillus terreus NIH2624, 543 nucleotides. RefSeq lists its product as uncharacterized. The coding region runs from base 1 to 543 and encodes 180 amino acids. The record is from RefSeq and is a predicted model, not a curated record. Lineage: Eukaryota; Fungi; Ascomycota; Eurotiomycetes; Eurotiales; Aspergillaceae. The transcript is spliced from 3 exons.
AUGACCCUUCCUCCCCUUACAGCAGGACCAAAUGAAGUCCGAGCAUAUAUCACUCGCAUCCUCGUUUCCAAACACGAUGCAGCCCCAGAACUCGCGCAUCGAAUUGCUAGCCAAUGGACACUCGGACGCCCCGGCGAUCUCCGCCGCGCCGGCAUGAAGUAUUUCGAUCAGGUGUUUGGGAGCGACGUUGGGACAUUUUUAUUCCGGACGGUUCAGGAGGAUAUCCGGGCUGAGUGGGAUCAGUCCCUGCCGGGGAUGGUGAAUUUUUGGACACCUAUUCCCUCGAUCGGAUUGACUGUUUUCUUUGUCGUUCGCGCAUAUCGUCAGACUUCGGCAACGAGCAUGAUGGCAUCCAUCCGAUACGCAACCUUAGCAUUCGGACCGCCCAUGGCGUUCUGUGGCUUCCAGGAUGGGCAUAACUCCUUUCAGGCUAUGAAGAUCGUAUCUGGCUUGAUAGUGAGCUUUUUUGCGUUUCUCUGGUAUGCGGUGCGCUUCUGUGAGCUGCUGGAAGCUAGGAGUAAAGAGGAAAAGAAGGCUGCUUGA